Messenger RNA from Equus quagga, 2124 nucleotides. It is a transcript of the gene MGAT2, whose product is annotated as alpha-1,6-mannosyl-glycoprotein 2-beta-N-acetylglucosaminyltransferase. Gene Ontology annotation, biological process: oligosaccharide biosynthetic process; protein N-linked glycosylation. The record is from RefSeq and is a predicted model, not a curated record. Gene Ontology annotation, cellular component: Golgi stack; Golgi membrane. NCBI's taxonomy places the organism in Eukaryota, Metazoa, Chordata, Mammalia, Perissodactyla, Equidae. The coding region runs from base 132 to 1457 and encodes 441 amino acids. The transcript has 2 exons. Gene Ontology annotation, molecular function: alpha-1,6-mannosylglycoprotein 2-beta-N-acetylglucosaminyltransferase activity.
GGCCGGGGCGACGGCGGGCCGCGGCUGCUAGCGCGGGCCGAGCGGCAUGAGCCGAGCGCGGGCGGCGCGGUGAGCGGAGCCCGGCCGCGCCGCCCGAGCAGACCGUCUCCGCCCGCCCGCCCGCCGGGACCAUGCGGCUGCGCGUCUACAAGCGGAAGGUGCUGGGCCUGGCGCUCGCGCUGGCCGCCUGCGGCGUGGUGCUCUGGAGCAGCGCCGGCCGCCGCCGGAAGAGCGAGGCCCCGCCGCCGCCGGACGCCGAGCCCGCGCGCGCCGCCAGCCGCGGGGACCGCCCCGAGCCCAAGGGCGCCCGCCGGGCCGCCAACGACUCGGCCGCGCCGCCCGUGCCCGGCGCGCCGCAGCCCGAGGCGGACAACCUGACGCUGCGCUACCGCGCGCUGGUGUACCAGCGCAACUUCGACCAGCCGCUGCGCAACGCGGGCCGCGCCGGCGCCUGGGCGCCCCGCGAGCUGGUGCUGGUGGUGCAGGUGCACGACCGGCCCGAGUACCUGAGCCUGCUGCUGGACUCGCUGCGCAGGGCGCGCGGCAUCGGCGACGUCCUCGUCAUCUUCAGCCACGACGUCUGGUCGGCCGAGAUCAACCGGCUGAUCGCCGCGGUGGACUUCUGCCCGGUCCUGCAGGUCUUCUUUCCUUUCAGCAUCCAGCUGUACCCCCACGAGUUUCCGGGCAGCGACCCCCGGGACUGCCCCAGGGACCUGGAGAAGAAGGCGGCUCUGAGGAUGGGGUGCAUUAACGCCGAGUACCCCGACUCCUUCGGCCACUACCGGGAGGCCAAGUUCUCCCAAACCAAACACCAUUGGUGGUGGAAGCUGCACUUUGUGUGGGAAAGGGUCAAGGUCCUCCGAGACUAUGCUGGCCUCAUACUUUUCCUGGAGGAGGAUCACUACUUAGCCCCGGACUUUUACCACGUCUUCAAAAAGAUGUGGAAGCUAAAGCAGCAAGAGUGUCCUGAGUGUGACGUGCUGUCCCUGGGGACCUAUACUGCCAUUCGCAGCUUCCACGGCAUUGCUGACAAGGUGGACGUGAAAACUUGGAAAUCCACAGAGCACAAUAUGGGUCUAGCCUUGACCCGGGAUGCUUAUCAGAAGCUCAUCGAGUGCACAGACGCUUUCUGUACUUACGAUGAUUAUAACUGGGACUGGACUCUUCAGUAUUUGACUGUAUCUUGUCUUCCAAAAUCCUGGAAAGUACUGGUUCCUCAAGCUCCUAGGAUUUUUCAUGCAGGAGACUGUGGUAUGCACCACAAGAAAGCCUGCAGACCGUCCACCCAGAGUGCCCAAAUCGAGUCACUCUUAAAUAAUAACAAACAGUACCUGUUUCCAGAAACUCUAGUUGUCAGUGAGAAGUUUGUGGCAGCCGUUGCCCCACCUAGGAAAAAUGGAGGGUGGGGAGAUAUUAGGGACCAUGAACUCUGUAAAAGUUAUAGGAGACUGCAGUGAAAUAUCACAAGUACAAAGCAAAAGUGACAGUCUUCUAUUUUUGAUAUUUGCCCAAACAUCCAAUUGAAUAAAAGGGUUUAGGAACUGGUUUCUGCUUUAAUACAAAAAAAAAAAUAAUUCUUGUAAAAGGUGUCCAAUGUAUUAAUCUUUUCCUUUUAUGUCUGAUUAAGAUUUAAAACACAGGUUUUCAUUUUGCGAGUUGGGUUUUAAAGAGCUGUAUCUGCUAAAGGUAAGCAUUAUUGUUAAUGGGGGGAUUUUAUUUAAAUUGCAUCUAUUAAUCUUUUUAUCUGGAACUUUGUACACUUUUCCACUUUCAAAACUUAUUUUAAGUACAGCAAAAUUUAUUUAAAAUUGUCAUAGCAGUAAAAAGUAUUCAAAUGAAAUUGUUAGAGUAUUAAUGGGACAAGCCCAGUCUCACUCUUGACACAGUUACUAGGAAGGGAUUGCUUCACUGGCUGUUAAACACCCUGUCGGAACAGUCAUUUUCAGUAUUACGGAUUCCUCUGUUAAGAUUUGCCUGUGCUUUGGAACCUUCAUAGAACAUACUUUCUUUUGGAAUGUAUUUGAUUGAUCAGAGAGUUUAAACACUGUUUUCACCUCAAUGUAGAAAUACAGUUGUGUUUUUUUUCCUUUAGUGCUGCCAAAAUAAAUACUCAUUUUUGCAUAA